This is a messenger RNA of Homalodisca vitripennis (glassy-winged sharpshooter), 534 nucleotides long. RefSeq lists its product as uncharacterized. Lineage: Eukaryota; Metazoa; Arthropoda; Insecta; Hemiptera; Cicadellidae. Gene Ontology annotation, molecular function: nucleic acid binding. The transcript has a single exon. The record is from RefSeq and is a predicted model, not a curated record. Bases 1 to 534 code for a protein of 177 amino acids.
AUGCUUCAAGAAGCUUUUGAGAAGGAAUACAUUUCGAGAUAUCAUUGCGAAAGUGACAUACGCAAUCUUCUCUCAAACCCACAAAAGCAUGCAAGUUGUUGCAUCAAAGCAAAGCUGCGUGUCUUCUUUGACGCCCGAGGAAUUAUCCAUAUUGAGUUCCUCCCGCAAAGGCAAACUGCCAACGCAGCCAUUUACCUGGAGGUAUUCAAGAGACUGAAACGCCGGGUAGUGCGUGUUAGGCCGGAAAUUAAAGAAGUCCUUCAGUUCCACCACAACAAUAUCUCCAGUCACAUGCUCUUCGUCAGUAUCAACUACCAGACCCAGAUCAAGACCUCCAUUGUACCCCAAAUUCUUAACAGCCCUGACUUGGCUCUGCGUGAAUUUUAUUUGUUCUUCCAAUUGAAGAGCGAGCUGAAAGAAGAGCACUGUGUGUCGGUGGAGAACGCCAAAGCUCACGUUAGAAGGUUCCUGAGAGACAUUCCAGUUCAGGUGUUCUUUCCGGGAGUGUCUGAAUCAUCUCAGCAGGUGUAUUGA